Messenger RNA from Sphaeramia orbicularis (orbiculate cardinalfish), 1270 nucleotides. RefSeq names its product C-x(9)-C motif containing 2 (gene cmc2). The coding region runs from base 309 to 572 and encodes 87 amino acids. The record is from RefSeq and is a predicted model, not a curated record. The transcript is spliced from 5 exons. Gene Ontology annotation, cellular component: mitochondrion. NCBI's taxonomy places the organism in Eukaryota, Metazoa, Chordata, Actinopteri, Kurtiformes, Apogonidae.
GGAUAGCGUGUCUGUCCUUUAGGUCCUUGUUGUGAGUUUUGUAACUUCCUGACGUCAAAACAAGCAGCGUGCUUAGUGUUUUAUUGCAUAGAAUUAUCAAACGUUUGUCUUCUUUUCCAACAGAGAAAAGGAGCACGUUCCUGAUUGUGUUCUAGUGAAUGCUUAGCCAUUUCAAUGCUUACAGACUGUUGUCGUUAGGUAAGGCCUAGCUGUUAGCUUAGCAUUACGCGACCAUUCACUGAGCUGUACUGGGCGACUUCUCUGGGGACACAGUCUCUACUGGUAAGUGUCCAGACCCCAUCAUCACAAUGACAGCUCAGGAAGGAGAGGGAUGGGGAGGCAUGAACCUUUCACCUCACCUGCACACGGAUGAGUGUAAUGAACUAAUCUCACGCCUGAAGCUGUGCCACAAGGAGCAUAACUUCUUGAAGUUCUUUGGCACGUGCAAUGAUUUUGACCGUGAAGUGCGUCAUUGCCUGAAGAAGGAGAGACUGGAAAAGCGGGAGCGCAGUAAGCAGCGUGCACUGGAGAUGAGGAGGAAAUUGAAAGAAGGGCCCAAGGAGAAAUUUUAAGGAGGAUUUCAUUGGCAGAGAGUUUGGCCUGUAGAGUUGUAACUCUUUGGAUAUGAGGACUCUGAAUGACAAGUGUAACAGGUCUCUCCUGCUGCUUUUUUGUUUGGACAGAGUGGUUGCAUGGGUUGAAUAAGCAGUGACAGGUCUGAAUAUACUUCACAACUAGUGGAAAACCCACUUGUUUUAUUCUUUUUUCCUUUUUGUACAUGUGUUUGUUGGAAAACAUGUUUAAGAAGACAGUUCAUAUACAUCUCCAGAUCAUGUUCUGUUUUGGGAUCUCAGUUCACUGUAAUAUGUACUGUUCAUAUUUGGCACAUUUUUUUUUUUUUUUAUCACCUGCACACAUACUUAACAUCAUGUUGCAGAAGUAUCUAAGUCAAUAUUAGAAAAAUUAUUUAACUUAUGGAUUAUUUUGUAUUUUCAUUCUUUAAGAAGAAUGUCACUAAAUCAAAGAAAGAUUGUAGGUAAUGGCAGAGCCUUCCUAUCUCCUGUCUUGAUGGAUAAUCCAGUACCUGAUGUAUUCAUGAAAACAUGUUCAUAGAAUCAGGUACAGAACAGCUAGACCAGUUUUCAGGUUACCAAUGUGAACUGACAUCAAGUGAACAGUCUAAACAGACCUUGUUUGAAGGUGUGAAUGGGGAAUCAUACUGAUUGGUGACUCGUUUAAGUUCUUUCAAAUAAACUAUUAUAAGGUUGUU